AUAACAUUUCCACUGCUGUGUCCCCCAUGACUCCACUUUGCUAAUAGUUCACUUCAUGUCUGAAAUAAAGCUGGCUCUACACAAAGACAGUCAUUGAUGACACAGAGUCGCACUGCUGCAAAGUCUCGCAGAGAGCAACAUCUCCAAUUCAAAUCCUGGGAUUUGUCCGAGGGAGAGAACAUAUAUCUGAACCACCAGGCCACAGAGGUAACAAAGGCCUAUCUCGACCAUGAAGUUAUCUUUUGUUGUGGUUUUUGCCUUCAUCCUCCCGCUCAUCAGGGCUCAGGUGCCCCAUUGGGGACCUUGUCCAGAACCAGCUGUUCAACCGGCCUUCAACCUUAAGCAGUUCAUGGGGAGAUGGUUUGAAAUUGCCAAACUGCCGGCCCAGUUUGAGAAGGGCCGGUGCAUCGAAACCAAUUUCACUUUGACGACAGACAACUCUAUUCGAGUGGUCAGCUCUGAAAAACUAAAAGGAGAGCUGAGGAAAAUCGAAGGGACUGGAGUCAUAGAGGAUAUGAAGAACCCGGCAAAACUGGGAAUAAGUUAUUCCUAUGUCCUGCCCUACUCUCCUUACUGGAUCCUGUCCACUGACUACGUGAACUCUGCCCUGGUGUAUUCCUGCACGGACAUCCUGAGGCUCUUCCACGUCGACUUCGCCUGGAUCCUGGGCCGAACACGAACCCUGCCUGACGCCACCGUUGAGAAAGCCAUGAAUACCUUCGCCAAGAACAACAUUGAUGUGAGCAGGAUGAUUCCCAGCAAGCAGCAAGGCUGUGACAAAACUCUCUAAGCAGCAAUGGAAACGCAGAACAAGAUGGUGCUGUUGACAGGAGGGAAAAUGAUUUAUCAUCCAUUCAAGAAAAAUCUUUGACUAAUAUUUAGAUGAUUAUGACGAUGGAUGUAGUGGAGGGUAGACCCAACUUAGUGACAUAGUUUGUUUAUGAGUGAAAACACAGCAUACCUGCCUUUUUCUA
Messenger RNA from Sander lucioperca (pikeperch), 974 nucleotides. It is a transcript of the gene apoda.1, whose product is annotated as apolipoprotein Da, duplicate 1. Gene Ontology annotation, biological process: tissue regeneration; brain development; lipid transport. The record is from RefSeq and is a predicted model, not a curated record. Gene Ontology annotation, molecular function: lipid binding. The transcript has 5 exons. Lineage: Eukaryota; Metazoa; Chordata; Actinopteri; Perciformes; Percidae. Bases 230 to 790 code for a protein of 186 amino acids.